AAAGGCUUGAACUCAUCGGUUGGUUUGUAAUUAAUCUACGCAAUGUGUUUCAUUUAGUGAACUGUGUAAAUGAAAUAAAUUUACUGCCACAGGAAACCUUCUCUCACCCACCAUAAGUGUGGGUAUAAAACAUCUAACUAACCUAUUCGAAGAUUUAAUGAGCUUCAAGUAAAUAUAAAACAUUCUUAUGAAUAUUUUCAUGUUUAUGUUCCUGCUUCUGAGCAAAUUCAGAUGUAGGUUUAUCCACUGAAGUGCAGGACUAGAAAGAAAGGAAACAAGUCUUAUGAUCACCAACUACGGUGAAUGUUGUAUUUUUGCCUGACUGCAUUUCUAAGACACUGAUAACUUUUGAGUCUUUGACCUUUUUCCUCAGAUGAGGCUCAGUCAGGAAAAAAAACAACAACAGCGUUACGCAUUAGAUCUUUAUUGUGCAAUCGGAAACAUUUUUUAUUUUAUUUUAUUUUUUUACUGUGAAGCUGGAUGUUUUCAGCGUUUCUCGUGGCUGCCCAGAAUUCAGAGGUCACCCAGCGAGAAAGAAGAAGAGGAGGUUUGCUGUGGAAAGGACUUGAUUCGGAUUUUUCAGGUUACAGUGAAAAUGUGCUGAAAGUAAAAAAGAAAGAGAGAAAGCGACUGAGGUUAGCUACUCCCACCUACACGCAAGAAUAAAGCAACAAAACCUUGAAAUCCACCCACACAUCAACUGCACAUUCAGAAUUGGAUUCGAUUAUUUGCAUCACGCACACACACACAUUUCCUGAAGCGGCUCACACAUUUCUGACCCUGCUGUAAAACCACGUGUACCGCCGAUGCUCGUCAGUUCACGCGUGGUGACCUUUCGCUGCUAAACCAGCGAACUGAACCACCAUCAGUUCAUUCACUCCAUCCUCAGAGCAACAUUUCUUUGAUUUCUGUCCAUCUCACCGCUCAACCCACUCUGUUCUCUCGCUAUCUGCCUCUUCAUCGCUCUCCAGCUCCCUUGCAGCUGAUGGAGCUUAUCACGGACAAAUAGGCUUAGGAGCUUUGCUAUGGCAACGGCGAAUCAUAAAAAGCUGCAUAAGCACUUCAUCAGGGGCCGUGAUCCGAUGCCUCCCCUUGGAGAUGGUGCCCUCAACCUCCUGCAACAAGUAACGGCAGGCCAGAGAGGCUCCUGGGAAGAGGAAGAAGAGGAGGAGGAAGAGGAAGGCUCAGAGAGGUGGAGAUAACGCUGAGAGAGAAGAGAGACAGAGCAUCUCUCUUCUGUCUCUGGUUUUCAUUUAGACUGUCCAUGCAAGCCGCCUCUCUGAUGUCCGACGACUUUUGCACUUUUUUCCCUCUGUGAUUUUAUUCCCACUGGAGCCGGACAGCAAACCUGAGAACAAGAAUCAACGGAGACGGUGACGGAGGGCAGAGGGCCAUGGCCUCCUGGUUCAACUGGAAUGAGCCGUACCAGCGGAGCCCCCGCAGGGACCCGGCCGACGUCGUCUCCGACACCCUGAUGCUGGAGUUCAGCUGGCAGCUGAAGGAGGCGGAGCGGCUGCAGAGGGAGAGGGAGAACGAGUACCGGCGGUUGAAGACCGGGGUGGAUUACAGCUGGCUGGCCAGCACGCCUCGCUCCUCCUUCAGCAUCAGCACCGGGGAGAGGCUGGUCUUGGAGGACCUCUGCUCCAAGGUGCCGCCCUCCUGCUGCGGCCUGGUCAUCCUCAAGUAAGGGAGACAAAAAAAAAAAACAAAAAAAAAG
Molecule: messenger RNA, 1717 nt
Organism: Poecilia latipinna (sailfin molly)
Lineage: Eukaryota; Metazoa; Chordata; Actinopteri; Cyprinodontiformes; Poeciliidae
Gene: rd3
Product: retinal degeneration 3, GUCY2D regulator
Exons: 2
Coding region: 1394-1687 (97 amino acids)
Source: RefSeq, a predicted model, not a curated record